GGAAGAGACAACGAUCACUGCUGUAGUUGGUGUAGUUUGAGUUGUCUUCUACUUGUAUGUGACCGACUCAGCGCAAAAAUUAAUCUCUGAUAGCUUUGUUUACAACCGACCUCCGAGCUGAAAAUAACCCCGGACUGACAGAACAUCGGGGGGAUGGAGUCUCACGGAAGGGACGAGGCCAAGGGGCCGGUGCUCCACAUCGUGGUGGUUGGAUUUCACCACAAAAAGGGCUGUCAGGUUGAAUUCUCGUACCCUCCGCUGAUGCCAGAUGAGGGUCAUGACAGCAACCUGCUGCCGGCAGAGUGGAAGUACCUCCCUUUCCUGGCUCUUCCUGAUGGAGCUCAUAACUACCAGGACGACACUGUGUAUUUUCACCUGCCGCCUCUCAGUGGAGACAUGAAGUGUGUGUAUGGAGUGUCCUGUUAUCGCCAAAUAGAAGCAAAGGCCCUAAAGGUCCGACAGGCUGAUGUCACCAGGGAGACUGUUCAGAAGAGCGUCUGCGUCCUCAGUCGAGUGCCUCUUUACGGUCUGCUCCAAGCAAAGCUGCAGCUCAUCACACAUGCCUACUUUGAGGAGAAAGACUUCUCACAGAUCUCCAUCCUGAAGGAGCUGUAUGACCACAUGAACGGCUCUCUCCGUGGUUCAGCUCUGGAGGGAUCACAGGUUUAUCUUGGGUUAUCGCCACGAGAUCUAAUCCUGCACUUCCAGCACAAGGUUCUCAUCUUGUUUAAACUAAUUCUUCUGGAGAAGAAGGUCCUGUUUUACGUGUCUCCAGUCAGUAGACUUGUGGGAGCUCUGAUGACAGUUCUGUCACUGUUUCCAGGUGUGAUUGAGCACGGCUUGGUGGACUCCUCCCACUACAGACCCAAGAGCAGUGUAUCAGAGGACCUGAGUCUGGUGGAGAGCGUCUCUGGAGUUGAAGAGUUUGUUUCUGUGUCUGUCACUGACAUCGCCAGCACCUCUCUGGAGCCAGAGGUCCAGCCUGCAACGGAGUCGCAAUCCUCUGGAAACAGCAGUAAUGGGGACAACAGCCACCUCAAACCACCCUCACGUACAUCUCCAGAGUCCUCUGAGAGUGACUGGGAGACUCUGGACCCCAGUGUGUUGGAGGAAGGUAGUCCCAAACAGGCCACUGAGACUGGGUCAGAUCUUCCAGACGCCUUCGACUCCAACCCAGAGACAGCCAUCACUGUUCAGCCACAAGCAGCCAGCGGUCAGGGAGGGAUCACCCAGGGCCUGGUGUCAGGUUUGGAGGAGGAUCAGUACGGCCUGCCUCUUGCCAUUUUCACCAAGGGUUACUUGUGCCUUCCCUACAUGGCCCUGCAGCAGCAUCACCUCCUAUCCGAUGUGACGGUACGAGGCUUCGUUGCUGGGGCAACCAACAUCCUCUUCCGCCAGCAGAGGCACCUCAGCGAUGCUAUCGUAGAAGUGGAAGAAGCUCGGAUCCAAAUCCAGGACCCUGAACUCCGAAAGAUCCUGAAUCUGACCACGGCAGACCUGCGGUUCGCAGAUUAUCUGGUCAAACAUGUAACAGAGAAUCGGGAUGACGUGUUCCUGGAUGGGACAGGUUGGGAGGGUGGAGACGAGUGGAUCCGAGCCCAGUUCACUCUCUACCUCCACUCCUUACUGUCCUCUGCGCUACAGCCAGAUAACGAGAGGCUGCUAGUUGAUUAUGGAGCACCUUUUGUUGCAGCGUGGAAGAUCACCCACAACUUCCGCGUGUGGUACAGCAACAAGCAUCCUGCCAUGACCGCCAUCACUCCAGGUCACCCGUUCCAGGGCCAGUACAGUGUAGCAGAUGUGAAACUGCGACUCUCACACUCGGUACAGAACAGUGAGCGAGGGAAGAAGAUUGGAAACGCAAUGAUGACUACCAGUCGGAGUGUGGUCCAGACUGGGAAGGCAGUGGGUCAGUCAGUGGGUGGAGCAUUGACCAGUGCAAAGUCAGCCAUGUCCUCCUGGUUCUCCACGCUGGCCCAGCCUGCACCAAUAGCCACCCCAGCCUCUCUGGAGCCUGCCACUGAGGUGAAGCCAUAACACUCAAUGUCACAAAAUUCCUGAGUGACUCUUCCUGCCUCCUUGUCCUCUGAUUACAAAGCCUUCGGUUCAAUAGAGUGAGAGCUGGUUUGGUUAAGGACACAAACUUACAACAAUCUCCUUUUCUCAAAUUCAAAUGGAAGACUGACGAAGCACGGCAGUAACCGACCCAACUGGAGAUUCUGGCCUUUUUCCUUCGUUGUAUUAUCUGGAUGAUACUCAAGACAGGAAGGCAGCAAUGCUGGUAAACUAACUGCACAGUCCAUAACCACUUUGAGGCUUUUAAUAAAAACCUGAAAAUUCAGAAGGCUACAUAAAAUCUGAUCAGCUGUUUUUCCACUGCUGCACUACGUGAUCGCUGGAUUCUUUCCUCAGAGACACUAAAGAUGCUGUCCUUUGUGGUGUUCACUCUUUGCUGUGUAGUUAUACAAGUUUGUCAAAAUUAAACUCCCUUGCUGUAAAAUUAUGUAAAAUGUUUGUGUGCCACAAAAUUUGACCCAAUAACAUGAGCUGAAGCACCUUAAAACUUUUAUUGGAUUAGAUUUUAAAUUGAGUGGGCCUCAUGUUCAUCAGUGCCUCUGUUGUAACAUUGUGGUUGUUGGGGUGAAUCAUAAUUAUAAUUAAAGCCACAAGCGGCAUCCAUCGGGUCCGAGCCUUGUGGCCCCGCCAGCCAUCUCAUACACCUUUUGCUAGCAUGUUAGCUAACGUGCUAACAUGCUAUGUAACAUGGUAAAAUGUCAAACUGAGAAUCUGAAAUGUUGAUAAACCUAGUUAACAUUUUUUGCUAGCAUGCUAA
This is a messenger RNA of Melanotaenia boesemani (Boeseman's rainbowfish), 2833 nucleotides long. RefSeq names its product AVL9 homolog (S. cerevisiase) (gene avl9). Bases 154 to 2037 code for a protein of 627 amino acids. The transcript is spliced from 16 exons. Gene Ontology annotation, cellular component: cytoplasm. The record is from RefSeq and is a predicted model, not a curated record. NCBI's taxonomy places the organism in Eukaryota, Metazoa, Chordata, Actinopteri, Atheriniformes, Melanotaeniidae.